Etheostoma spectabile (orangethroat darter) is the source of this 2032-nucleotide messenger RNA. RefSeq names its product B-cell receptor CD22 (gene psg4). The record is from RefSeq and is a predicted model, not a curated record. NCBI's taxonomy places the organism in Eukaryota, Metazoa, Chordata, Actinopteri, Perciformes, Percidae. The transcript is spliced from 8 exons. The coding region runs from base 103 to 1827 and encodes 574 amino acids.
AAGUCAUAGUACAAGGAGCACAAGGAAACACUCCAACUUCCCCCUCAUUGCUCCUCUCUUCAUCCUCUCCUCUGUCUGUGCUGGCAGAGCAGGGUUGCAGUCAUGCAUGUGGACAUUGUCUUCAUUGUGUGUCCUUUGAUUUUUGCCGCAGCCCUGUGGAGAAGGGUACAGGCUGUCUCCCCAGUGCCCUCAGUCCCAGACCAUGUCCAAGCCCUGGUGGGCUCCUGUGUGGUGAUUCCCUGCUCUUUCACUCCUCUAGCUCCUCAUCCUCUCCGGGUUAGGAAGGAGAGAGUGGAUGUGCGUCUGAGGUUUAGAGGUGGUAGUCGCUUCUUCCCUCUCCGCAGCACCGCUUUUAACAGCGAGGACAGCGAUCAAGUCAGCCGGGAUUUCCAAGGCCGGACAUCCCUCUUUGGGCGAAUCCCAGAUGGAGACUGCUCAGUGAAGAUCGAAAGGAUCAGCCAGGAUGACUCACGGGGGUUUGAGAUCGCUCUGAAGAGAGGUGAUGACCUACUUUGGGGACGGCCAGUGAGCUUUAAUCUGAAUGUUGUGGACACCCCUGAGGCUCCUGUCAUCAGUGGCAAGUUGUCAGCCACAGAGGGACAGCUGGUCACCCUGAACUGCUCCGUCAGCUAUCACUGCCCCUCCAGGCCUCCUUCCCUGCAGUGGAGCUGGGAGAGAGGAGCCAGGCUGAACAGCACUGAGCCAGGGGCAGUACAGACACUCCACCCAGAGCCCCACAGGCCAAUGUUACUGGCCUCUCUGUCCUUUACUGCGUCUCACCAGGUGAAACCUAGGCUCAAAUGUGAAGUCAGUUACCCAGGAGCCAAAGCAUUGGCCAUUUCGAAGGAUCUGCAUGUGACAUUUUCACCAAAAGAUGUAACGGUUCAGGUCCAGUCCUUGAUAGUGCGGGAGGGGGGCAACGCCUUGUUGGUCUGCUCAUGUAAAGCUGACCCUCCGGUGUCUGAGUACCGCUGGUCCUGCAGUCAACACGGCCGCAUGGUGCACCUCCACCAGCGCACACACACAGUCCGGCUGUUCAACGUGACCCGAGACAUGAGGGUUCGCUGCUCGGCACAGAACCUGAUUGGUCGAGGAGAGUCCCGGGCCACGUCGCUGAACAUACAAUAUAAACCAGUCAUUCUCCGGCUGUCCUCAAUCUGUGUUAUGGAGGAUCAGAUGGUGCUGUGUCACUGUUCAGUCAACUCCAACCCCAAACCAGCAGUUACCUGGAGCGUGAAUGGUACUAUCCCACCUCGUGAUUACAACGUGUCGGUAACAUCUGAGCCCGACACGCUAACAGCUACUCUGAGGGGCCGCAUGGACAAACGUCAGACUGUGAUCUGCUUUGCUUUCAACGCAAUGGGAAAUGACUCCCUGGUUUUGCUGCAGGGAGGUGAAGAGAUGGCACAUUUGUUGUGGAUGGUGAUACCUGCUGUGUCCAUUUGCCUGGUCAUAUUCCUUCUAUCUCUUUUUUUCUAUUGCUGCCGAAAGAGAGCUGGAACAGAUGUCCUGAGUAGACGCCCAGCCGCGUACCCUGGAGGUUUGGGAAUUUAUCAGGAUCAGAUGCCCCUCUACGUUAACUGCACAGAAGUGACCCAUAUCUACACCAACGGCAGCUACCAACUUGUAUACCAGAAUUGCACACCUCUUUUUGUCCAUACUAAGCAGAUCCGUCCAAUUGGCAGACGAGGUGGUGAGAGAAGAAGAAGAGAUGGAGAGGGUGGAGGAAUAGACAGACGAGCGGGUUUGGGAGUCAGAGGCACGAGAGAGGUGCAGAGCACUGCUGUGGGGGAUGCAGAGACGGCCAUAUACUUGGAGAUCCUCUGAGCCCACUGUUGAGAUGUUGCAUGAUUCUACUGCUACAUUAAACUUACAUUAGACUUCAGAUUUGUUCUCACACUGAUUGUAAUGCACAGUUUAUGUUGCCUCCAGUUUUUGUAUAUAUUGUACAUUCAUUGUGUGAUCACUUGAAUAGCUACUGUGGUCGAUCCCUCUCCAAAUUUCCAUAUUAAGCAAUUUCGGUCUCUGUAUC